AUGGAACCUGAGAAUGCUGAACAGUCUGGGAUGGUUGCAGAGAGUCAUCUUGAAGGAACUGAAGAAGUAAAUACAGUGGAAUCAAGUAAUGCUGACUCUUGUGGUGCAACUCCCAAAGAAAAAGACGUUGCCUCAUCUAAUGAGAAAGAUGAAACUAAAGAUGGUUUAGAUGAAAUUGCAUCUCAGAGUUCCUCUGAAGAAUCCCCUGCCAAUGAGAAUGGUAAAAAAGAGUCUGAACAACAAAAAGCCAAUUCCAAGUCGGAAAGACGACGUAGGAACAGGCAAGAAAUUCAGGUGGUGCAUACAUGUGAUGUUUGCAAUGACAACACUUUCCCUAGUUUGGCAGCUCUGGGGAAUCACAUGAAAACUGAGCAUGGAAAAUCCCUAGAUGUUGAAUAUUCCUGUAAAUUUUGCAAGCAGACGUAUCGCAGAAGGCGUCCUUUUGUUGUCCACUGCAAAGAGAUGCACAAGAAGGAGAUUCAUGCUUGCAGACAUUGCACACAGUCGUUCAACAUGCAGAAUGCACUGGAUAUGCAUUGUGAAGAGGAACACAUGCCGUUUCCACGUAAAUGCACUCAGUGCAAUGAAAUGCUAGUUGACAAGGGUGUACUAAAAUCUCAUUUCACAAAGAAUCAUCCACAUGAGUGUAACCGUUGUACCAAAUGGUUCACCCAGAAAAGUGAAUUGGAAGAGCAUCGCAAAAAAGAACAUCCAGCUACGAUACCAUGUACGAUUUGUAAUCACACAUUUGUGACUAAGUCAGCCUUGGAAGAGCACUGCAAAGACCACCACAAAAAAAAGCUUGGUUGUAACAGAUGUUCUAGAGUGUUUACCAGUAAAGAUUCACUUGAACGACACACCAAAGCUGUUCACACUCCUCUCCCAAAGUGCCUUUCUUGUGGGUCGAUUUUCAGUAAUCAAGAUAUGCUGCGGCAACACUAUGCCAGCAGACACCGGGGUCAGGCUGCUGGUUACACUUCUCCAAUGCAAGUUUCUCGUGGGCAUUACUCAGAUAAAUAUUCAAUGCAUGUACGACGUGCAGCUGGCCAACCUCUUCUACCAGAUCCUGUGUAUUACCAAUCACAGUUUCAGGACAACGAAUCUAUGCAGAAAAACAUGAUGAUGGUUCCAGGAACCCGUACUUGCAUCCAUUGUGGACUCUCAUUCAUCAAUGAGGCAUCAUUGGAUCAGCAUUGCAGAGAUGAACACUCUGUUUUACCUUCUUCUGGUGUUGGACCUACUUAUUGCUUGUACUGUGGUCAAUUGUUUGGUAGCCAAGUCGGCCUACACAAGCACUACAGUGUAAAACAUGGUACUACUCCACCUAUAUCACAUGCUUCAACUGGUCAUGAUUAUGAUGGUAGGCAACAACGAUUGGAUUCAAUGCAGUACACCCGACCACAGAGUGCUUCUGCUGCUACUGGUUCUACUGGUUCUACUAUGACUAGAGUUGGUCCAGCUUCUUGUUCGUUCUGUGGACAGAUGUUUGCAAGCCAGGUUGGACUCCAAAAGCAUUGCAGAGCAAAACAUGGCGAUUUUGUGCGUGCGGCUGAGAUGAAUGAAACCUAUACUUGGCAGAAAGGAAUGCAACAGCGAUCUCUACCAUGUGUAUUCUGUAGACAAAAUUUUAUGCAGCCACAAGCACUUGAACAUCAUUACAGAAAUCAGCAUCAAGUACCAUAUGUUUAUACCUGUAAUGACUGUUGUGCUCCCUUCACUACACCAGGUGCACUGAUCCAGCACACUGAGGGGCACAUUAUUGCAGCCAGAUCAACAGCACCCUCUUUGCUUAACCUGCCUCUAUCCCAGAAUCCUGGUUGGAAUCAACUCGGUGCACAAGCUGGUUUCACCAUGGUCAACCAGGGAUUCGGUUAUAAUAGUAGGAACAUACGGAAACGACGACAAGAAGAAGGUGGUGCAAAACCCUCUUCUUGCCCAGUGUGUCAACUGACGUUCAUGAGCAGGGGUGCCAUGCAAAACCAUUUGAAAGAUUCUCAUGACAAGCAAGCACACUUAGUUUGUAUUCCGUGUGGCCGGUUGUUCAAAGAUCGUAAUGAACUUGACAAGCAUUACACAUCAAAGCAUUCAAUUGAAGAACAUUUUGCCAAAAAAAAAGGUUUGAAAAAACAGGAGGUGCAAGGGCGCAGUGGCAAGACUAGCAAGAAAAAGCAGGAAACUAUGCCUCAAAAACAGGAUAAGAAGUUCGAAGCAAGGAUGGAUUUGAAAUGUCGUGAUUGUAGUAAAGCGUUCUCAACCAUGGAAGUUCUCAAACAGCACAUCAAGACUAAAUGUGAGACCAACAAAGAAACUAUAAUCUGUUGUCAGUGUCGAAGGCCAUUCAAAAGCUGUGUUGAUCUAGAACGCCAUGUCAUUCACAAGCAUAUGACCAAGUUUCAAUGUAGUGAAUGUAACAAGUCCUUCAUCACUAAAGAGUACUUAGAACAGCACAAUAACAACAAACAUAUGACCGAAUACCCUUGCAAUGAGUGUGUGAAAGUAUUUAAAAAUCGACAAGGUUUGAAAACCCAUUCUAGAAAUGCUCACAAUAUAUCAACUAAGGAUCUUGUAAGUGUUGUCAGACACAAGACUGCAAAACCAGAUGAACCAAAGGAACAGGAAUCAGAAGAUGAAGAAGAUAAAGAAGAGGAAGGUCAGACUCCUGCAGCACAACCAGAUGAAUAUCAAGAUGUGUUAGCACAAUUUGAAGAUGGUCAGGCUCAUUCAGAAACAAUCACUGCAGAUACACCUGAAACUGAAUCCAUAUUGAUUGAGUCAGAGGAUGCUGCAGCUGUGGAAGAUAAUGGCAUACCAGUAUGUCUUGACACUGAAUUGCUUGUCCAGGAUCCAGAUGCAUUGAAUAAAUAUGUUAAUUCUCAUCUGUGCCCUACUGAGGAGGAAGACUAUCGUUGCAAUCAGGCUGUUAUGCAUUUAACAAGUAUCAUUGAAUCUAACAGUGGGCUAAAACUAAAGUACUUUCUCAAGGGUGGACCUUUUGGCCGUGGAACUAAUCUGAAAGGCACAUCAGAUGUCAAAUUGAUCCUUUUUUUGGAGGAAUAUUCUAACCUUGGAGAAUUCAAGGAAGGCAUGACUAAGAUACUUCAGAACAUUAAAAGUUCACUAACUGCCACUGAUGAUGCUAAUUUAGAAGUAAUUGAAGAAAUGCCAACAAGUUUGAAAGUACAAAUAAAGAAUUCCACAGAUGGUGAUGUAGGUCAAGUUGAACUUAUUCCAGCCUUUGAUGUGCUGGGAAAAGAGCCUACUAAAGAUGACAAAGGAAAGAUUUAUCAGAGCAUCUUAGCUGAAUCUGAUGCAGAGAAACUGGCAUACUCUACACAUUUGACACACCUACAGCUAGACUUCUUCAAAGAGAUCCCGCCACAAGUGAAGAAUCUAUCACGCUUGGUCAAAUAUUGGCUGAAUAGUCUAUGUGAAGCCAACUCCAUAGACAAAAGCACUAUGCCUUCUGAAUACAUGUUGGAGUUGAUAACAAUUGAUACUUGGGAGGAAACUGGUGAGAAGAUUAGAUUUGACAUGGCUGAUGGACUUCGUGCUGUACUGCAACGCUUUAUGUCCUAUGAUGCUGUAGAGGUGGAGUGGUUUGUUAACUGUCGUGAAGACCUUGCAGAGAAAAUUCAUAGCAUAGUAAAACCAACUCGGCCUAUCAUUUAUGAUCCAGCCAAUCCCCUCAUCAAUGUUUGUGCUGAUUGCAAUAAAUGGGAUGAAGUAGCAAGAUUAGCUGUAGGAAGUCUUUCCUCACCAUUGCUGUGUUUGAAGAAGUGA
Saccoglossus kowalevskii is the source of this 3780-nucleotide messenger RNA. RefSeq lists its product as uncharacterized. NCBI's taxonomy places the organism in Eukaryota, Metazoa, Hemichordata, Enteropneusta, Harrimaniidae. The record is from RefSeq and is a predicted model, not a curated record.